AUGCGUGUGUCUACAGUGACUGGUAUUGUCUACUCCACUACGACAAUAACAGCCACCCCACCACCCUCAAUUGUGACAUCAACUAUACUCAUCACAUCCUCGAUUGAACCAACCACUACGACUACGACAGAGGUUGUGACGGUGACACCGCAAGCUCAGGCUUCUUGUGACUUCUGGGACGAGGGGUGGGGUUGGAGCUUUAAAGUUUACAACAUCGCAAAUUGGGCUUCUGAUAAAGGCUCAGCACUCCAUCAUGAGGAGAAAGGUUGCGGAGCCCUCACAGGUUGGACUUGGACGCCGGCUAGUGGAGGUUCUCUUCCAAAGGCAGCCUUCAACCUCCCAUUCUUCAUCAAGGAUGGCUGUGUCGAGAGAGCGAUUGUGUCCGCAUAUGGGUCCAAAAUCGCAUGCAGGGGCCAUGGUCUGCUCGACAGAAGAGAUGAUCAAUGUGCAGCCGAGAACGAGCAAGAAAAAGCUGAGCGCGAGCGGGCGGAAGAAGCCAGUCGCGCGGCUGUUGCUCUUCGAUCCAAAUCUAGGGAAGCCGCGGCACUGCAGAAGCGAAGCACCACAACCACAGAGGGACCGCUAACCAUCACGUCAACACCAGCGUAUACCUAUCCUUCAAUGUCGUCGACGGCUCACUCUUGUAUGCCCAUGAACUGGACAGGCACAAACAAUAUUCUGACCUUCACCUGGACUUUCACAGAGACCGAUAUCACAAUCACUUCCACGGUGCGCUCGACUAGCAAGCCAACUGGUCCGGUCACCAUUACCCGGAUAAUCACCAUUACAUCCAGUCCUUCCAGCAGUUCGACCAUCACGCGGACUUCAUCAUCCUUGUUGACUUCUCCCAAUCGGUCGAGUCAACACCCUACCAAGCUCAACGCCCAAGAGUGUUACCAUAAUCAAAUCAAGCUUGUCGAGGUCUUCGACGAGGGUAACAAGCAGUGGUUCGAGGAAGACAUAAUGCAGUUGCUUAAAGGACAAUCUUACAGCGACGAUCAAUGUAGCCAUUUCAUACCACCGGACUUCAGACGAAUGUGA
Molecule: messenger RNA, 1041 nt
Organism: Aureobasidium namibiae CBS 147.97
Lineage: Eukaryota; Fungi; Ascomycota; Dothideomycetes; Dothideales; Saccotheciaceae
Exons: 3
Coding region: 1-1041 (346 amino acids)
Source: RefSeq, a predicted model, not a curated record